Messenger RNA from Effrenium voratum, 470 nucleotides. The record is from the annotation of a GenBank genome assembly. NCBI's taxonomy places the organism in Eukaryota, Dinophyceae, Suessiales, Symbiodiniaceae.
GCUUAACCAAUACACUCACAAAACUGCGUGAUGGUUGUGAAAAUAGAACUGACUGACCAUCAGGAGGUGGAUGGCGUUGUAUGGUAUGAUGUCCAGGUAACCAACGAGAGCGGAAGGACAUGGACGUUGCAGCGUCGUUACAACGACUUUUUGAGCUUGGACGAAGAGCUUCGCAAAGCCGAGUCGUUGGAGGUUCCUUCUCUGCCGGGGAAGCAAAGCCUAAACCCUCUCAAAAUGCUAGACAAAGAUGGCUUUCUUACUCGGCGAAAAGAGGGCCUCAGAGCCUAUUUGCACAGCUUGGCGGCGCAAAUCCAAACAACUCAGCAAGAUCCGGUGCUGGAAAAGUUUCUGCAGGUGGACCUAUCGUCGAAACCGUCAGGCGACAUGGAGCCUGGUCCUAGCACCAGCGUGGAGUUCACUACACGAUGAUGCUCGAUGUGUGGAGAAAACAGAUCAACAUUUGACGUGGG